AAUCAGCAUUGAGUUCAUGGACUUGUAAAAAUGGCUUCGGUGAGCCACAGAGGAGCGAAAAGUAGACGCUUAGCCGUUAACAAACACCCAAAAGGCUGUUAGCGGCACCGAAAACGAAAGUUAAUCGAUCUAAUUCUAGGGUGUUGUUUUCUAUUUGCGGUUUUAUGGUGACGCCCUGGGUCUGGUUGUGUUUUCGGGUACUCUGUAGUUGCCUCGGACCGCUUAUUAGCUUCAAGUUGAAAAGCCAGUGCUAGCCCAGGGCUAGCCGCGUAGCUUCAUAGGCUGCUCGAUCGUCUCUGUGCGGCAUCUACCUACUGAUAAUCAAAGCGGCUUCCAAGCUGGUCUCAGUCCGAGUUAUUUUCCACAGAAACAGCCGCUCAUGUGUCACCUGGAUUAAAAACUACCCGAGGAGGAUCUGGCACUACCGGACUGUUCGGAGUGUCGAGAGCCAGGGAGUUCGCCGUCAUGUAUUUUCUAACCGGCUGGCCCCGGAGGCUGCUUUGUCCGCUGAGGAGUGCAGAAGAGCCCUUCUACAUCCAGCCCAGCUCCCAGAGGUUUUACUUCGCCCUGUUGUCAGAGACACAACUCAGCAUUUGGUUUAGUAGGCCCAGUGUUUUGAUAGUGAGCUACAUCGCGUCGGUAAAGGCGGCGGCCCAGUUUGGCUUCUACCAGAAAGCAGAAUGGAAACCAGACGACUCCAUGAUAGCCGUGGUGACUGCAAAAGGGUACAUCCUCCUGUUUGAUGUGUUGGGUGGAAGAGAUGAAAAGUCUCUAUAUGAGCCUGUCUAUCCAAAAGGAAGUCCUCGUGUCAAGGUGACCACCGGCUACAAGGAGGAGCAGUGCGCCCCCGCUCUAUCUUUGGAAAUGAAGAAGCCAGUGGAUCUGGAGGUGCCGAUCACCAGUUUGCAGUCCCUCCAGGAGGACUUACUGGUUUGCACCGCAGACGGAUAUCUCCAUGUCCUGCACUGGGACGGACUGGGCAGCAACGGACACAAGGCCAUUUGCCUCACUACCAUUCCCUUUUCAUUAGACCUGCAGUCCGCUCGAGGUGGUCCCUCUCUGGACCUGGAGGGGGUUUACAUCCGCUGUAUGGAGUACUGCGUGACUCUGGACGGCUUCGCUGUAGUUCUCAGCGAUGGGCGCCUGGGCUUCAUCACGCCUCUGAGUAGUUCCAUCACUGCAGAUCAGCUGCAGGGGGUCUGGGCAGCUGACGUAUUCGAUGGUACCUGUGUUGCUGUCAACAACAAAUACAGACUGAUGGCUUUUGGCUGCUCCAGCGGCUCAGUUCUGGUGUACAUGAUAGACACCACCACAGGAUCCAUGCAGCUCUCUCACAAACUGGAGCUCACACCAAAACACUAUCCAGACAUCUACAACAAGACCGGCUCCGUGAAGCUGAUCUGCUGGUCACCUGACUACAGCGUUGUCAUGGUAACCUGGGAGUGUGGCGGUCUCUCGCUGUGGAGUGUGUUUGGUGCUCAUCUCAUCUGCACUCUGGGAGAGGACUUUGCGUAUCAUUCUGAUGGUACGAAGAAGGACCCACUUAAAAUCAGCUCUAUGAGCUGGGGAGCAGAGGGCUACCACCUGUGGGUGCUCCCUUACAAACAGGAGAGGAGGAAACAGGAGGAGGAGCAGCAGGAUGUGGAGAUGAUCUCCCCUCCUCACCCUUCGCUGCAGGCCGGCAUAUUGCAGUUCCACUUCAUUAAGAGCGCCCUCACAGUCAACCCUUGCACGACCAACCAGGAGCAGGUGCUGCUGCACGGUGAAGACCGCCUCUACCUGACCUGUGGUGACCCCACGCAGAUCCACAGCACCUCCGACACACACUCGCACUCGCACCUGCACCCACGUGACGGUAGCCCGCUGCAUCGACCCCCCAACCCCGACUCCUCUCUCUCUCAGGGACUCAGCACUUUACUGGGACACAAGCACUGGCAGGUGGUCCAGAUCCACAGCACAUACCUUGAGAGCAACUGGCCUAUACGGUUUGCAGCCAUAGACUCAGUGGGCCAGUGCAUAGCUGUAGCGGGCAGGCGGGGCUUUGCACACUACUCCUUAUUCACCAGGAAGUGGAAGCUGUUUGGGAACGUCACUCAGGAGCAAAACAUGACCGUGACAGGAGGUCUGGCCUGGUGGAACAACUUUGUUGUAGUGGCGUGCUACAAUUUUACAGACCAACAAGAGCAGCUGAGGAUCUAUCAACGCUCAUCCAACCUGGAUAACGCCUUUGCAUCUGUCACCAAGCUGCAUUCUGACACUCUGUUGCUCAACGUCUUCAGAGACAUGGUCAUCCUGUUCAGAUCCGACUGCUCCAUCUGCCUCUACAGCUUAGAGAAGAGGAAUGAUGGUCCAAAUCCAUCUGUAAGUGUGGAGCUGCUGCAGGAGGUCUCCAUGUCUCGCUACAUCCCUCACCCGGCUCUCGUGGUCUCUGUCACGCUCACGUCUGUGCGCACAGAGACCGGCAUCACCCUGAAAGCCCCACAGCAGGCCUGCACCGCAGAGAGCAUCAUGUUGAAUCUGGCUGGCCAGUUGAUCAUGCUGCAGAGGGACCGCUCAGGACCGCAGGUACGGGAGAAAGAGACGCCCGUCGUCAACAAGAAGCUACUGCCAUUCUGUCCUCCGGUGGUUCUGGCCCAGUGUGUGGAGAACGUGUGGACCACCUGUCGCUCAAACAAGAAGAAGCGCCACCUGCUGGAGGCCCUGUGGUUGUCCUGUGGAGAAGCAGGAAUGAAAGUGUGGCUGCCGCUGUUUCCGCGGGACCACCGGAAGCCCCACUCGUUCCUCUCCAGACGCAUCAUGCUGCCCUUCCACAUCAACAUCUACCCUCUGGCUGUGCUGUUUGAGGACGCGCUGGUUCUGGGGGCAACCAAUGAGACCGUGCUCUACGACGGGCUGCAGGGAUCCACUGAACCACUGGAGGCGCUGUUUCCCUACUGCACCGUAGAGAGGACCUCCCAAAUCUAUCUCCAUCACAUCCUGAGGCAGCUGCUGGUUCGAAACCUGGGUGAACAGGCUUUGAUGCUUGCUCAGUCCUGUGCCUCCCUGCCCUACUUCCCUCACGUCUUGGAGCUGAUGGUUCAUGUGGUCCUGGAAGAAGAAGCAACAUCACGGGAGCCAAUUCCCGACCCUCUGCUCCCCACCGUGGCAAAGUUCAUCACUGAGUUCCCCCUUUUCCUCCAGACAAUUGUCCACUGCGCCAGGAAAACGGAGUACGCGCUGUGGAACUACCUGUUUGCGGCAGUGGGAAACCCCAAAGAUCUUUUUGAGGAGUGCCUCAUGGCUCAAGAUCUGGACACAGCAGCCUCUUAUUUGAUUAUUCUACAGAACAUGGAAGUUCCAGCUGUGAGCCGGCAGCACGCCACUCUCCUCUUUAACACCGCGCUGGAGCAGGGAAAGUGGGACCUUUGCCGACACAUGAUUAGAUUCCUCAAAGCUAUUGGCUCAGGGGAGAUGGAGUCCCCGCCCUCCACUCCAUCCACUCAGGAACCUAGCUCUACCGGAGGCUUUGAGUUCUUUAGGAAUCGCAGCAUCAGUUUGUCUCAGUCGGCAGAUGCCAUCACAACAGGGAAGUUCAACCUGCAGAAGACCUUCAGCAUGCCCACUGGAGCAUCUGCUAAAGGUCGGGAUGCGGAGUGCGCGGAGAACAUGUACAUCGAUAUGAUGCUUUGGCGCCAUGCCCGCCACCUCCUGGAGCAGGUGCGCCUUCGAGACCUGGGGUGCUUUUCUGCGCAGCUUGGCUUCGAGCUCAUCGGCUGGCUGUGCCGCGAGAGGAAUCGCGUAGCUCGAGUAGACGACUUUGUGUCAGCGUUGAAGAAACUUCACAAGGAUUUCCUCUGGCCCUUCCCCGUUAUUCCCGUGGGAAGUCUCAACUCGCCGCUGAAGAACGGACGCUGCCGCACAGUUCUGAGCGCCCAGCUGCUGAAGUCACAGUCUGCAGACAGCCUGCUAAACAGCGACAUGGACUCGGCGCCGCCUUCCACAACCCCCACCAACCACACCUGGAUGGACGGAAUUGGACAGAGGGACAAAGACAUGGACACAGCCUCGUCCGCUCACUCUGACCCACACUCGCCUCAGACACGAGACGCUUUCCUGUCUCUGCUCACUAAUAAAGUCGAGGAGUACAGCAUCGGCUCGGCCACUGAUCUGACAGAGACCAGCUCAGUGGUGGACGGCGACUGGACGAUGGUGGAGGAGAACUCCUCCGCGCUUUGCCUGAGUCAGGCCGAGCUGGAGCACAUCUCCAUGGAGCUGGCCAACAAAGGGCCGCACAAGUCCCAGGUGCAGCUCAGGUACCUCCUACACGUGUUCAUGGAGGCGGGCUGUUUGGAGUGGUGCGUUGUGAUCGGUUUGAUUCUGCGGGAUUCAAACGUCAUCAAACAGGUGAUUAGUUUCCUCGACAACCCUGAGGUUCCUCCAGAAACGGUGCAGAGUGUCCGAAACGGCUUGUUGGCUGUUGAUUCGUGGGUCUCUACUGACUGCAGCCUGGGAUACAAACCGUUUCUCAGCCUGAUCCAACCACAGCUGCAGCAGCUGAUAGAGGUGACAUCUGAGCAGGUGCAGCCUGAAUCAUUCCAGUCCGCCAGCCAGACCUCGAAGCUCAGCGCCCCCGAAGGUCCGGGAGGAGCUCCCACACCUCGAGCCGAAGACAACAGAGGGGUGGUAGCUCCUCUGGGCCUGGCCUUACCCUCACUAGAACCGACGGGAGGUUUUCCACGCCUCCCCUCAGAGGACUCCCCUCCCGAACAAACCGAGGAGCAGGGAGAGGAGGAGGGAACCUACGACUGCACCUUGUCCUGAACACUGGGGCCUUUUCUGGACUAACCUGUGAACUUUCGACUGAGGGAGAGAUGUGAGGAAGCAGCAGCAGCUGACUGGAAACAGACUGUGUGUGUGUGUGUGUGUGUGUGUGUGUGUGUGUGUGUGUGUGUGUGUGUGUGUGUGUGUGUGUGUGUGUGUGUGUGUGUGUGUGCGUGCUCAGGAAGUACCUUUCUCUGCAGUCAGUAUUAUCUAACCUUCAGAUUCGCCCUUUGUGAUGAGUAGAGCCCCCUGAACAAGCAUCUUCUCAGCAGGCUGCUGGGUUUCAGUCUGACAUUUCACCAAAACACGCUGUUAGAAAUAAAAGGGUCACCUGUCAGUUUUUACUCCUCCAGGUGUUUUGGAGGCUGCAGAGCAGCACAUCAAAGCACCAGUAUUUUUUUUUUGUUCUACAUCAGAGAAUCUGAUCAGCUACGCUACGACGCUAAAGUAGAAGAAACCAUUUACGCCGCACGCUGACGUGUGCCUGCACGAGAGCUGUUUCAUACUUUUCAUACCUCAUGAUUUUAAAAUGUUUUGAUAACUUUUUUCGAUGUAACAAAAAAUACGACUAUUUUUCUACCUGCUCUUGAAUUUUCCGUGAAGAAAACAUAUGAACUCUGUGUGAUUCACUAACGCUUAUAGGAUUAUUAUUAUUAUGAGGAAUUAUUUGUUGUUUGUGCCGUUUCUCGCCACUCACCUUUCGCUUUUUCACACCCGACCUUAGCUGAAGUCAAGCCAGAUUAAACAACUUGCUUCCUUUCCAAGUAUUUAGACGAUCAGUGUUUUUAAAAAAAAAUGCUGCAGAACCAAAUCAGCCGACUCUUUCAACUCGGUUAAACUCCAGAUUUCCUGUCGUCAGUGCAGCAGGUCGAUGUGUUAUUUAAGCCUUGCUUAUAUUUUGGACCUAUCAUCAGAAAAAGCUUCACUUGAGUCCCUCUAGGCAGUGUUAAGAUCAUGAUUUAGCCUUGUAGCCCUGUAUUCUUUAUGUAUUAACACGGUUGAUCACUUGGAGCGGAUUUUUAUCAUAUUAGUUGUUUAGUUCUUAUUUAUUGGCGUUAUAGCUGAGUGAUAAUUGCUGAAUUGAGGUUUUUUUUAAUAACUGAUAACCUUUACCACCUUACGCCACUGUGAGGUCAGCUCUCAUCUACAAGGUUUGUCAGAUGUGUCAGUAUUAUCUCGUGCAAUGAGUUGAAAAUGUUACUGGAGCUUUAUGUUUUUAUGUGCGCCCCUUUCCUUUUGUCUGUGUUGACCAAAAUGUUGCGUUUCUAUUGAAACACAGGAAGUUCUCUGUUUGUUUCGUAGACUUUUUCUUUUUUUUUUAAUCCUCUUUAUUCAGAAGGGCAACUGGCCGACACAUGCACACCUGUGUUGUUGUCCUGUUCCGGUAGACCCGCCUACAGCCACGCUCCGCUGUGAGCUUCACCUGACUUGAAAACGAAAACACGAUGAACCAAAGACUUUUAACAUCCAGAGGCCUUCUGUUAAAGCACGUUUAACUGAACGCUUGAGUCGUUACUCCGAGGGAACAAAAAUAUUAAAAAACAGUUCAAACCUAAUGAUUCCCGGCCCCAAACUAGGACUGACGGCAUGCAAGACAGUUUCCUACGGAAAUGAACAUUGCAGAUGCUUGAUGUUUUUUUUUCUCUCUGCGGGCUGAGUGGGAGGAGUCAGUCAGGUGUGUAAUGGACAGUGACACCCCCACCCUUCUGUGUACAGUUUAAAAGUAUCUCCUGUUUACUCAGAGAUGUUUAAUCUCUGGGAUGGCAGACAUACUGAAUGCAGUGUAAAGAUGCUGUCUUGUACAUUCGCUUUUUCUACUCAUUCAGUUUUCUACUUAAUUUUUUUUCCCUUCCUGUACAUAAAAGACCAAUAAAUUAUUUUUAAAAUGUU
This is a messenger RNA of Nothobranchius furzeri (turquoise killifish), 6690 nucleotides long. It is a transcript of the gene ric1, whose product is annotated as RIC1 homolog, RAB6A GEF complex partner 1. Lineage: Eukaryota; Metazoa; Chordata; Actinopteri; Cyprinodontiformes; Nothobranchiidae. The record is from RefSeq and is a predicted model, not a curated record. Gene Ontology annotation, biological process: intracellular protein transport; retrograde transport, endosome to Golgi. Gene Ontology annotation, cellular component: Ric1-Rgp1 guanyl-nucleotide exchange factor complex; Golgi membrane; cytosol. Gene Ontology annotation, molecular function: protein binding.